This is a messenger RNA of Cyclopterus lumpus (lumpfish), 1198 nucleotides long. It is a transcript of the gene ier3, whose product is annotated as immediate early response 3. NCBI's taxonomy places the organism in Eukaryota, Metazoa, Chordata, Actinopteri, Perciformes, Cyclopteridae. The transcript has a single exon. The record is from RefSeq and is a predicted model, not a curated record. Gene Ontology annotation, biological process: negative regulation of apoptotic process. The coding region runs from base 269 to 703 and encodes 144 amino acids.
CCCGGACCCGGACUCGGACCCGGACCCGGACCCGGUCCGGUCCGGCCGACCUCCAGACGCAGACCGGAAUGUCAACGUUCCGGUUGUUCUCCCGCUUGAGCAACACGGAGGCGGUGGGGGCGUGGCCUGCGGUCCGAUGGGCGUGUCCAGAGCGCACCACCUGGACCAGAAGAGGAAUAAAGUGAGGGAUCCGACCCGGAGCGACACUCAGACCCUCUGCGACCUGACAACCGGAGAGCGGAACCCACCGACUAACUAACCGAGAGAGAUGUACUCGCGAACGAACAGCGUGACCCUGACGGUGCAGCCCGAGAGCUUCGGCUUCUCCGGGCGCGCGACCCGCAGCACGGAGCCGGAGGUCUUCACCUUCGAGCGGGUGCCGCCGCAGGCCAGCGCCGUGCUCUCCUGCGCGCCGGUCCGGCCGAGGAAGCGCUGCACCCGCGUGAUGUACCCGGCCAAGGUGCGCAUGCACCUGCCUCCGCCGGAGAGGAGCCCGGCCCAGCGCUGGCUGCUGGUCCUGUGCCUGGUGGUGCUGUGGCAGAUCUACACCGAGGAGCCGUGCGCCGACGCGCCGCAGGGCAGCGCCGACAGCCCGGGCAGCGACUACCAGAGCUUCCCCUUCCACCACCAGUCCGCGGAGGAGCAGCAGCUCACGGACCUCGGCGCCGGACGGGAGCUCCUGUCGGCCACACCGGCGAUGUGAGCUCGGCGGCUCCUUCUGGGGAACCGAUCAACACCGAACAGAUGACCCCCCCAAAAGCCCGCAGCAGGGGACCGGCAGCCGCCGGUUCCAAGCGGGGCGCCAUGGCGGAGGCUCUGCUGGUCCACCACACACGGGUGAGAGCCUCGUGCCUCCGGGAUCCACGGUGAACCGAGCUGGACUGGACCCCGUGCAGCGGCUGGAGAUCAGCGGUUCGCCGGCUUCUCCUCCUCCCUGCCGGGGGGAGAAGAAAAGUCUGGAAACAGGACACAAGAAAGAAAGAGAGAAAGAAAGAAAGAAAGAAAGAGAGAAAGAAAAGAAACUCUGAACACAAAGCCUGAAACUUGAACUAAAGAACACUUGAAGGUGUGUGACUGUCUGCACUAACUGGAAGUUUCAUUUGUUUUUUAAAACUGAAACUGUCCUAAAUGUCUUAUUUAGUUAUUUAUUUCUAUUUGCUAUUUAUUAAUAAUUUUAAAUAAUAAAACGUGUCUAAAA